Lecanosticta acicola is the source of this 1556-nucleotide messenger RNA. Lineage: Eukaryota; Fungi; Ascomycota; Dothideomycetes; Mycosphaerellales; Mycosphaerellaceae. The record is from the annotation of a GenBank genome assembly.
AUGCGACCCUUGACGGCGCUUCCGUCGGUGCUGUUGAUCCUCAUCUCCUCCGUCGUCGCCUUGCCCGACGAGGGCCUCACAAAGACGCUCCCCGACGGCCUUCAAAUCGAAUCCAUCAGCGGACCAGUGACGUGCGACAGACCUACAAGAAAUAACGACAAGAUAGCAGUAAACUACAGAGGAUCACUACAGUCUGAUGGCUCAGAGUUCGAUGAGAGCUAUAAGCGUGGGAAACCCUUCGAAUUCACGCUAGGCGCUGGGCAGGUUAUCAAAGGAUGGGAAGAAGGACUAUUGGAUAUGUGUAUAGGGCAAGCGAGGAGGUUGAAGAUACCGCCCGAGUUAGGGUAUGGAGAUAGAGGAGCUGGAGCCGCUAUUCCACCCAAGUCUACGCUGGUCUUCGAAACGAAGUUGGUCGAUAUUGUAGAGCUGUCAAGUGAGCCUGCUCCAGCGCCUACAACGACCGAAGAGGAGAGCUUUUCGAUUGCUACUGCGCCGCCUACCAAGCCAGAGGGUGAGGCAGUAGAGGACAAGGAAGGGUUGUUGGAGGCAGGGCCCCCGAAACAUCCUGGGAAACCGACGGAUCCCCCUCCACGGCCGGCUAGAUGUCAUCUGCUGGGCCCUUUCGCGCUGCUCGUACAGGGUGCUCUGGGAGGCAUAGCGCUUCUCACGCUCGUGUGGAAGCGAUGGCGAGAAGUUCCCAAGCGGCCUUGGAAGAUCUUCUUCUUCGACGUGAGCAAGCAGGUCUUGGGAUCAAUGCUCACACACGCGAUCAACUUGACCAUGAGCAUGCUUGGUAGCGCGGAUAUGGUUCAUGCUGCUCAGCAUGUUGCUUCCACCGGCAGCGCGGACAGCCAUAGCGGAGGGCGACGAUCGCCGAAUCCGUGCUCCUUUUACCUGCUCAACCUGGGAAUCGAUGUAAGUUGCAACAUCUACUGAGCAUCUCCAAGAUACUAACGUGUUGGUGACAGACCACGAUUGGAGUGCCAGUACUCUGGUUCCUCCUCAAAGUGCUCUACCUCAUCUUCCUCCGCACUCCCCUCGCGAAUCCACCCGAAUCGAUCAAGUCAGGUCACUACGGCAACCCAGCGAGAGUCAACUGGUACCUCAGGCAACUUCUCAUUUACUGUAUUGGUUUGGUCGGAAUGAAGUUGUUCGUCUUCUUCCUCUUCCUUACUAUGCCCUGGCUCCCCUGGAUCGGCGACUGGGCUCUUCGCUGGACCGAAGGCAACGAAGCCCUUCAGAUCACCUUCGCGCUCUUUGUCUUCCCCCUGGCCAUGAACGCGGUGCAAUACUGGCUCAUCGACAACUUCAUCAUGGAUAAAAAGAAGGGUGAAGGUGAAGGAUACCAGCAGGUUGCGGGUGAAGAGGUUGACGACGAGAGGCAGAGGAUGAUGGAGGACGAAGAGAUUGGUGAAGAUGUGCAUGUGAGUGGAAAGGACUCGUCAGAUCAUUUGGAUGGGCAGACGUUGAGGGAAGUGGAGCCUUUGCCGAUGCCUACCGAACCCAAGAAUGGAGAGGGAAGUCGGCGAGGCAGUCCGAGGGAUGCUUAUAGUUGA